Messenger RNA from Magnolia sinica, 2178 nucleotides. RefSeq lists its product as uncharacterized. Gene Ontology annotation, cellular component: endoplasmic reticulum membrane. Lineage: Eukaryota; Viridiplantae; Streptophyta; Magnoliopsida; Magnoliales; Magnoliaceae. The transcript is spliced from 14 exons. Gene Ontology annotation, biological process: regulation of signal transduction. The record is from RefSeq and is a predicted model, not a curated record. Bases 242 to 1981 code for a protein of 579 amino acids.
CGAUGGGCCAUUGUCAUAUAAGACCGAGAAUCCUCGUUAAAAACCAGGGAGGACGUACAGGGUCCCUACAUCUUCUGACAUCAACCACCCUUAUAAAAAUUGUUGUCUAAGUAGUUUCUACAGAUUCCUUCCGAUCGGAACCGAAGGUGAUCAGAUCCAAAAACUCUAACCCUACUCUCUCUCUCUUUCUCUCUCUGAAGAGGCAGCAGCAGCUGCUCUCUUCCCCAAUCCUUUUUCUUCAAUGGCUGGAACGAGGACGGGUCGUGAUCGUGAGAUGCUGGAUUCCAUCUAUUCCGUCAUCGCACUCGUCUUCAUCCUCGUCGCUUGCGUCGAGCUCUGCGAUGCUGCUACCGUCGUUGACGUCUACCGCCUGAUCCAGUACGAUCUCGCCGGAGCCCCCUUUGGGUCCCGUCUCGCGGGCCUCAACCACCACGCCGGCUCGUUGCCCUUCCCCCUGGGCGCCGAUCUCUCCCGCACCGUCGUCAUGGUGCCCGUCCGAGAAGUGAAUCUCACUUCUCUGAGAGAAUAUAUUACAAACAGACAACCAUUGGGGGGCUUGCUACUUUUGCUUCCUCAAAAAUUUGGUGAUGAAAAUCAAGAGGAGACUAAAGAUGGUGGUCCAAUCAAUGAAAAAGUGCUCAUAAAAAGCAUAUUGGCUGAUUUGGAACAACUACUUGUACAUGCCAACAUACCUAGUGCUUUUGUGACUGGCACAUAUAUUUAUUUAUUGCUGCAGUAUCCUGUGUACUUUGCUUUUGAGGAUGACAACAUUGAUGCUGUAUUAGCUGAUGUGAAGAGGAAUGAUGCAACUGGUCAGCCUGCCACUGCAACGACUGGCGGAUACAAGCUUGUUGUGUCCACACCAGAACCGAAGAAGCUUGCCUCUCCAACCAUUACAAACAUUCAGGGAUGGUUGCCAGGGCUGAAGGGAGAUGGGGAUGCCAAUCAGCUUCCAACCAUUGCUAUAGUAGCAUCAUAUGACACAUUUGGUGCUGCACCAGCAUUAUCUGUGGGAAGUGAUAGUAAUGGGAGUGGAGUUGUGGCACUUCUAGAGAUAGCCAGACUAUUUUCUCGCCUUUAUUCGAAUCCGAAUACAAGAGGGAGAUAUAACUUGCUUUUUGGGUUAACAUCUGGUGGACCUUACAACUACAAUGGAACUCUUAAGUGGCUUCGGAGUUUUGAUCAACGACUACGUGAAAGCAUUGACUAUGCUAUUUGCUUGAAUAGUAUUGGUUCAUGGAAUAAUGAAUUAUGGAUUCAUGUGUCUAAGCCUCCAGAGAAUGCAUAUAUAAAGCAAUUGUUUGAUGGUUUCUCAAAUGUUGCUGAAGAAUUGGGAGUUAACAUUGGAAUAAAGCACAAAAAGAUAAAUAUUUCAAAUCCACGAGUAGCUUGGGAGCAUGAGCAGUUUUCAAGGUCGAGAGUCACUGCUGUCACUCUUUCUGAACUUUCUGCUGCACCUGAACUAUUAGAGAGCAGUGGAGGUUUAUAUGACAGCAGGCAUUUUGUGAGUGAAACAGCAGUCUUGAAAAGCGUCAAAUUGGUUGCUGAGAGUCUCGCGAGGCAUAUUUAUGGUUACCAAGGAAGGAACAUUCAGAUUUUUUCAGAUGACAGUAGCUUGGCCGUCAAUCCAUCUUACAUACGCUCGUGGUUGGAUCUUUUGUCACGGACACCUAGAGUUGCACCCUUUCUGUCAAAGACAGACCCAUUUAUUGCUGCAUUGAAGAAGGAAUUAUCAGAUCAUACCGCAGAGGUGAACAUGCAGCAUGAGGUGCUUGAUGGGAUGUUUAGUUUCUAUGAUUUGACAAAAGCCAAGCUUAACAUAUAUCAGGUUGCAAGUGUAACAUUUGACCUGCUUCUACUACUAGUUUUGGGAUCCUAUUUGAUUCUCCUCUUCAGUUUUCUUGUCAUCACAACAAGGGGUCUUGAUGAUCUCAUCAGUAUAUUCCGAAGACCUCCGUCUCGUAAGUUAAAGACAGCAUAGAGGGUAGCUAGUUCAAUGGCAGAAGUGUUGUUGGGGUGUCAUCAUAUUUAUCUUGUCGAAUGCCCCCUUUGUAGGUUAAUAUCUAGAAUGCCCCUCUGUAGGUUCAUAUCUCCACUGAUACGUUUCAUCUGUCCAUCAACAAAAAUGGAUUUUUUCUUCCAAGAAUGAAGAGAACUUAGAAAUUUUGAAUUCCUUUA